AUGGGAUACAUGAUGGACCAAAAGGGAGGUCAUUUAGGCAUUGGGUUUAAUAAGAAAGACCUUUUUAACCACAUUGAGCGAUAUAGACAUUCUAAAAUCCAAGAUGGGGAUGUUUUGGCUGCCUUAAGUUAUCUUCAAGGCAAGGCUGAUAAUGAUCCAAUGUUUUAUGCUAAAUAUAUGUUAGGAGACAAUGGAAAAAUGGAACAUUUGUUUUGGGCUGAUGGUACUAGUAGGUGUGACUAUCAAUGUUUUGGCGAUGUUGUUGCAUUUGAUAGUACCUAUAAGAAGAACAAAUACAACAAGCCUUUGGUAAUAUUUUCUGGAAAAAAUCAUCAUGGGCAAACUGUUAUUUUUGGUGCUAGUUUGAUUUCUGAUGAAACCACCGAUACUUAUAAGUGGGUGUUAGAAGCUUUUUUGGAAGCUAUGUCUCUUCAGCAGCCUAAGGGGGUAGUGACAGAUGGUGAUGGGGCUAUGAGGGAGGCAAUUAGGCAAGUAUUUCCUAUGGCAACACAUAGACUUUGUGCAUGGCAUCUACAAAAGAAUGCUUGUCAGAAUGUGAAGAAUUGCAAAUUUUUAGCUGAUUUUAAAAAGGCAAUGUAUGGUAAGUUUACCCCUGAAAAGUUUGAAACAUUUUGGAAGGAAAUGGUUAGCAAAAACCAGGUUGAAGGCAAUAACUGGAUUUUGCAAAC
Messenger RNA from Cajanus cajan (pigeon pea), 689 nucleotides. The record is from RefSeq and is a predicted model, not a curated record. NCBI's taxonomy places the organism in Eukaryota, Viridiplantae, Streptophyta, Magnoliopsida, Fabales, Fabaceae.